Drosophila kikkawai is the source of this 803-nucleotide messenger RNA. RefSeq lists its product as uncharacterized. NCBI's taxonomy places the organism in Eukaryota, Metazoa, Arthropoda, Insecta, Diptera, Drosophilidae. The record is from RefSeq and is a predicted model, not a curated record.
CCAGGUAAAAGCUAAUUGAGCUCUCCAGUUGCACGGCGGCAGAGCAACCCAAGAUGGCUGGCUCAAUAAAUUCAGGAUUUCUGCAAACCCUGAUCGAUCUACCUGACUGGCUUAAAAGGCGCCCGCACACGCACUGAUUGCAUCAUUUGGCCUCCAAUCGCCGGGGAGAACGCUUUGAUUUGCAUAGAACAUUCAGCAGCAGCAGCAGCAGACGAGGUACCAUAGCAGUUGGAAAAAUGUCAGACGGCGGAAAAUCCCUGGGGGCGGAGAAAUCCGUGAGCUAUGCCCUCUAUCUCCACCUCAGGGAACUGUGUCGGCCCAAGAGGCGUCUGAUGCGCAUCGCCAGCACCAAGCUGGCACUGACGAACGAGCUCAUUCAGCUGCAGCAGCGCCGGCAGUGGGAGACGGCCUUUGACCUGGAGCUCGACACGGAGGCCAGUUGCCAGCUAAACAGGGCCCUGGAUCGGGAGAGACUAUAUCGGGACAGAUUGCGCAGCAAUAUGCAGAGGCAGCUAGCCAAGCAGCAGCAGAGCAAGCGAAAGUAUCUACAGGAUAUGGGAAAAAUGUAGGAUAUACGUCUUUAAAUAGUGCUAGUAUAUACUAUAUAUAUAUUUAGCGAAAUACUUCAUUAGGUAAAAUGUGAUUUAUUAGCUAAGAAACAUUAAUUUAGGAUCUUAUUUUAGACUUUACAAAAGUAAACGAUUCCAAAUAAACAGAGAAAAUAGAAGAAAAAUUGUUUGUAACUCGAUAUAAAAUUAGACAGAACAAUUUUAGAGUAGACAAUUCUUGCAAGUAAAUGUUUA